UUCGGAUCACAUGACCCCCUCUCCUCCAGACUGCAUGCAGUUCAGUAUUAAAAUGUUUUCUGUACCCCCAACCAUUGUGUUGCACAUUUCACAUGAUUGGUAGAUGUUGAGAUAUUUUAAGGGAUUAAACUUCCCACUGCUAACGGGGACUACCGACAGAAGCGGUGACGAAGGUUAUAUCUGUUAUAUUUUUUGGAGUCUGUGUCUAAAGGAGUGAGGAGCUGCUGCAGGCAAACAAGCUAGCGUCAGCUAACAGGUCCGACAGCGACGAGGCCCCAACCGGACGGGAACACUGGGGAACCAUGGCCAACAUCGCAGUUCAGAGGAUAAAACGGGAAUUCAAGGAGGUGCUUAAAAGCGAAGAGACAAGCAAAAACCAGAUAAAGGUAGACCUGGUGGAUGAGAACUUCACGGAACUAAAAGGGGAGAUAGCAGGGCCACCGGACACGCCGUAUGAAGGAGGUAGAUAUCAACUAGAAAUUAAAAUUCCUGAGACGUAUCCAUUCAAUCCACCUAAGGUGCGGUUUAUCACAAAGAUUUGGCAUCCCAACAUCAGCUCAGUCACGGGUGCUAUAUGUUUGGACAUUCUUAAAGAUCAGUGGGCAGCAGCUAUGACACUGAGGACGGUCCUCUUGUCGUUACAAGCCUUACUGGCAGCUGCAGAGCCAGAUGAUCCACAGGACGCAGUGGUAGCCAAUCAGUACAAGCAGAAUCCAGAGAUGUUUAAACAGACAGCGAGACUCUGGUCUCACGUCUAUGCAGGCGCUCCCGUCUCCAGUCCGGAGUACACACGCAAAAUAGACAAACUCUGUGCCAUGGGCUUCGAAAAAAAUGCAGUAAUAGUGGCGUUGUCGUCAAAAUCCUGGGACGUGGAGACAGCGACAGAGCUCCUGCUCAGUAACUGAGUUUCGCCACCCCCUUCAUCUUCCUCUCGAUAGUCAUCUCUCUCUUCACAAAAACAUCCUCUCUCCUCCAAACCCCCGCUGUCUGAAGGCAUCUCUUCCUCCACCCCACCCUCUGUUUCCAUUGGACACUCCAUGUCUUCUCCAUCCCCUCGGUGGGGCUUCUUCCCUCUGCAUUCAUCACCUCAGCUGUGCCACACUCCAAUCAACCGCUGUGUGAGCUCUGACCUCAGUUUUUUUUUUUUAAGCCCAUUCAACAUUCCGCUCAGUGCUACAAUCAGAAAUCCACCCACCUCUCACCCCCUUUGAAACAAAUGCCAGACUUAACAGCACCGCCCUCGUCUGUCAGUCUUAUCUCCAGGCUUUUCUGGCUGUGUCCAAGAAGCAGCUGUCAGCGGCUUAUCUUUGCCUAUGCAGUGCAUUUAUUUUCUUUCGUGAUGACCUUUUGUUGGAGAGAGUCAAGCCAUCCAAGGGGGCAUUUCUGGACCUGAUGUGACAUACUUAUGGGCCUGUUUUCUAAACGGGAAUCAAGCCAAGUCAUAAACUUUUAAAUUGGUGUCUUUAAUAAACUUUUCUAGCUCUGUAUUCAAACCCGCAUCUUACGACCACACCCAAAUUCAUUCAGAGACCUCUUAACAGAAAUUGGGUAAACUAUAGUGAAUGAAUUGGCUUUCAAACACGUUGGGUGUGCCGCUGAUAAGCCAUCACCUCCCGCUAGCAAAGUGUUUCAGUGACGACAUUGUGCUUUUUCCCUUUCUUUUUUUUAAAGAAAAAAAAUCAAAGAAAAAUCAUUUUUAUCUUACUCAAGCUUGAGUCAAACACAUGAGGCAUCACACUGUAGAGGUUGGCUUAUUCUGUGUUCUGGGAACCAGGUAAUUAAGGGUUUUAGAGAUGUUCAUACUGUAGCCAUAGGUAUAGUAAUGCCUGGCUCCUCACCCCCCCCCCCCCCC
Messenger RNA from Menidia menidia (Atlantic silverside), 1852 nucleotides. Lineage: Eukaryota; Metazoa; Chordata; Actinopteri; Atheriniformes; Atherinopsidae. The record is from the annotation of a GenBank genome assembly.